CUGCCCCUUCCUCUCCCCCACGAUCCCUCCUCCCUGUGGCGCGUGUGCCGGCCUCCUCUCCCUGCGCCCCUCUCCUCCUUCUCCUUACGGAUGCUUCGAUCUUCAAGUGGCCUCCUCCGGCUCGGCCUGCUGCGCGGCGCGGCGCCGGCCGCCCGAGCCCGGGCGCCCCUCCCCUGGAUGAGCGGCGCCCCGGCGCGGCCGCUGCGCCCGCUCGCCGGCGCCCUCUUCAGCUCGGAUGCGUACCACUACCACCCGGGCCCGAUCGAGACCAAGUGGCAGGCCAUCUGGAAGAAGGCUGAUGCGGAAGUCGCCGCGGCCGGUGGCUCGGAGCCCCUCUUCAACUCCAUGGCCGGCAAAAAGUACGUCCUCUCGAUGUUCCCCUAUCCCUCGGGCCACCUGCACAUGGGCCACGUCCGGGUGUACACCAUUUCCGAUGUGGUGGCGCGCUUUGCCCGGCAGCAGGGCCUCAAUGUGCUGCAUCCGAUCGGCUUCGAUGCCUUCGGCCUGCCGGCGGAGAAUGCGGCCAUCGAACGCGGCAUCGCCCCGGCCGAGUGGACCCGCCGCAACACGGCGCACAUGCGCGAGCAACUCCGCACCCUCGGCAUCCAGUUCGACUGGGACCGCGAGCUGAGCACCUGCGACCCGGGGUAUUACCGGUGGACGCAGUGGCUCUUUGCCGAGCUCUUCCGCAAGGGGCUGGCCUACCGGCAGGAGGCCGCCGUCAAUUGGGACCCGGUCGACUGCACGGUGCUGGCCAAUGAGCAGGUGGAUGCCGAGGGUCGCUCCUGGCGCUCCGGGGCCCUGGUCGAGCGCCGGCAGCUGCGCCAGUGGUUUGUCCGGACCACCAGCUUCGCCGAUGACCUGCUCCACGAUUUGGAGUCGGUCGACUGGCCGGAGAAUGUCAAGCAGAUGCAGCGCAAUUGGAUCACCUACGGCCGGUAUGCGGUCACCCUGCCGGCGGUCGAUGUGGCCCCGGGGCUGGUGGCCGCCCUUGCGGCCGGCACCGGCACCGGCGCCGGCCGCGGCACCCCCAGCAAGACGCCCCCUCCGGCCAUGGAGGUGUCGGUGGCCAGCCUGCUGGAGCUGGACGCCGCUGGGUUUGUGGUCGUCGGCCCGGGGCACCCGCUGGCCGAGGCGGCCCGGGCCCUGGACCCGGAGGGUGCCACCGGCCAGGCCGUCAGCCGGCUGGCCGAGGCGCUGGCCGCCGGGGGCCCGGUCGAUGAAGACCCCGCCACCGCCAACAUGGCGGGGGUCCUGCUGCCGGGAGUGACGGUGACCAGCCCGCUGGACAAGCACCGGCGCCUGCCGGUCUAUGUGGCCGCCUAUGCCGACAUCCUUGGCCGGCGGCAGGACCACGCCCUGGCCGGGGCCGACGGCGUGGCCGACGGGGAGGCCGACCUGGAGAAGGUCCACCUGCCGCGGGCCUUCCUCGGGACGGCCGGCUGCUCGCUGGCGGUGGCCUUUGCCCGGGAGCAUGGCCUGGACCUGCCGGCGGAUCGGCCCCUGCGCGGGUCCGCUGCCCAUGCCCGGCGGCAGGAGGUCUUCCGCGCGUUGGACCGCGACCGGCGCAUCCGCCACCCCCUGCGUCUUCGGGACUGGCUGAUCUCGCGCCAGCGCUUCUGGGGCUGCCCCAUUCCGGUGGUCUACUGCCAGGACCGGUGCGCCGGGUCCGGCGAGGAGGGCGCGGUCCCGGUGCCGGAUGCCCAGCUCCCGGUGUCCUUCCCGGAGUCAUCUUCGCCGGAGAAGCUGGCCGGCCGGUCGCUCGGCCAGCUGCUCGAGGAGUGGCGCCAUACCACCUGCCCCUGCUGCAACGGCCCGGCCCUGCGCGAGACCGACACCAUGGACACCUUUGUCGACUCCUCGUGGUACUUCAUGCGCUACUGCGACCCGCACAAUGACAAGCAAAUCUUCGACCCGAAGCAGGUGAACCAAUGGAUGCCGGUGGACAUCUACGUCGGCGGUGUGGAGCACGCCAUCCUGCACUUGCUCUAUGCGCGAUUCAUCACGAAGUUCCUGCACUCCGAGGGCCACAUCGAGUCCACGGUGGAGCCCUUCCAGAAGCUGCUUGUCCAGGGCCUCGUCAAUGGGGCCACCUACAAGUCCCCGGUGACCGGGGCCUACCUCAAGCCGCAUGAGGUGGAUAUGACGGUCGACCCGCCGGUGGACAUCGCCUCCGGCCAGCCGGCUGCCAUGACCUUCGAGAAGAUGUCCAAGUCCAAGUACAAUGGCGUGGACCCGGAGGUGGCGGUCAGUGCCUUCGGUGCCGAUACCGUGCGCGUGUUCAUCCUCUUCAAGGCCCCCUACGAGCAGGUGCUCGAGUGGGACGACAAGGCGGUCGCCGGCCCGGCCCGGUGGCUGCGCCGCGUGUGGGCCCUGGCAUCCGAGCAUGCCGAGGGCGUGCACGCGGCCGGGGGCCCGCCCGCGCCGCCGGCCGCCAGCCCGGCCGAUCGGUCGAGCGCCCUGCUGCAGCUCCGCGCCCUGACCCAUUCCACGGUCGAGCGCAUCACUCGCACCCUCUCCGAGACGUACACCUUCAACCUGGCCAUCUCCGACCUGAUGAAGCUGACCAAUGCCCUGGCCGAGGUGGCCGAGGAGGAUCGUCGCUCGCCGGAGUACCACGAGGGCGUGGUCCACCUGCUCCAGAUGCUGGCCCCCUUCGCGCCCCACAUUUCCAGUGAGCUCUGGGAGACCAUCCACCCCGGUGAAUCCAUCACCGAGGCCGGCUGGCCCAAGGUCGAUCAGAAGGCCAUCCGCGAUGCCGUCGAGCUGGUCGACAUCACCCUACCGGUGAUGAUCAAUGGCAAGAACCGCGGCCGGGUCGUCUACACCCCCGGUCAGCUGGAUGGCAAGGCGCUGCAGCAGCAUGUCGAAGCCCUGGCCCGAGCUGUCCCCACCAUCAACGGCCACCUCGCCGACCAGACCAUCGACAAGGUCAUCUUCGUUCCUGGGCGCCUGCUGAACUUCGUGCUCGAGAAGAAGUGAGUGCGUUGGCAGUGGGGCGAUCGGCGCGCCUGUUGCGGCCCCCCCCC
This is a messenger RNA of Fonticula alba, 3029 nucleotides long. RefSeq lists its product as hypothetical. The transcript has 8 exons. Lineage: Eukaryota; Rotosphaerida; Fonticulaceae. Gene Ontology annotation, biological process: leucyl-tRNA aminoacylation; mitochondrial translation. Bases 91 to 2982 code for a protein of 963 amino acids. The record is from RefSeq and is a predicted model, not a curated record. Gene Ontology annotation, cellular component: mitochondrion. Gene Ontology annotation, molecular function: leucine-tRNA ligase activity; ATP binding.